AUGAACGCGAUGUCGAACAAAAGAUUCAUAGUGACCAGUGGAAAAGCGUACGAUGAAUUGAGGCGAAUUUUCGCUGAUCGGGUGAUGUGUAUCACGAAUGCGGGUGCACUGGGACCAAUUGAACAACUCAAAUGCGUGUUUACUAAACACAAAGCGACCUUUAGUGGUUUGGACAUCUUCUCACGUUGCUUGGAGUGCAAUGGAACAUCGUUUGUGAAAGUUCCGGGUAUUGUUAUUGAAGCCUUGUUUGACAACCACGUAACGUGCAAGAACGUCUUCCAUGACGAGUCUUUUGAUGCCGCCGCAUGGACUGAGCGAUUACGCGUUUUUGAUGAGGGUUACUGUGGUGAGAUAGGAUGCAGAGUUCUGCCGCCAGAGGAGGGACAUCUGGUCGUCGCAUGUCAUGGAGGAAUUAUAAAUAUAACGUACACUAACAUUGUGCAGCACGAUGCUCUCGAAGAAGGAGUCGACAUAAUCGUGAGAAAGGUUAGUUUAUACUCUCACACAUUUCAAUCCGGGUAA
Molecule: messenger RNA, 522 nt
Organism: Cylicostephanus goldi
Lineage: Eukaryota; Metazoa; Nematoda; Chromadorea; Rhabditida; Strongylidae
Source: the annotation of a GenBank genome assembly